This is a messenger RNA of Dicentrarchus labrax (European seabass), 1773 nucleotides long. RefSeq lists its product as uncharacterized. The record is from RefSeq and is a predicted model, not a curated record. NCBI's taxonomy places the organism in Eukaryota, Metazoa, Chordata, Actinopteri, Moronidae. The coding region runs from base 1106 to 1756 and encodes 216 amino acids. The transcript has 6 exons.
UCCACCCACCAGCAGCCGCAGCAUCAGCAGCAGCGCCCCCACCACCACCAGCAGUGGCCCCAGCAAGGCCGCUGCUUCCACCGCGCUGUAGCCACACAAGCCGAUCGCCUCCAAGAUCGCCGCCGGCGUCCCAUGGGCCCAGGUGAGCUGCAGGCCAAGGUCAGGAAGCUGAUGACCACACCUGCACAGCCUGCAGUUCGAGCGGUGUCUACAUCCUUCAGAGACCAGCGCCCCUCGGUUCCGCCGCCGCCCCACGCCACAGAGGUGACGGACGAGGAACUGGUCCAGAUGGCCACUGACAUAGAAACAGGUAACUGGCACCAAACUGGACGUGUCACAUUUGCCAUCAAUAUAUAUUCUUCUGUCAGUGUGUUUGUAUUAACUGUAAUUGUUUCAUUUACUGGUCGCUACAGCUGAUGCUUGAAGGACAAAGGUAGGUUUGGCAGGUAAUAUAGCCAUCUUCGUAGGUGGUAGUGCCAUCCUCACUCAUGUGGCGGUAAUGUAGAUUUGAUUAAACGCCUUCACAUGUCUACUACCCUUGGCUCUGCUGCAUCUUGUAGCACUAAACCUUCUGCCCUAAUCACUGGCAUACUGCAUGUCAUCAACACUCAGACUCACUUAGUCUUGUCCCAUGACUAUCAUUGUGCUGAAUCUAUUUUGUUGUGUGUGACUGUGUCUGAAGCUGACGUACAGGUCCUUCAGACUCUCCCGCUCCCGCUGGUGGAGAUGGAAGAGGAAGGAGAGGAAUGUGGAGCAGCCCGCAGCUCCCACUCCUGCUUCGGCUGAGGCCCGGUUGCCUGAGAGCUGGCGGACAGCUCUCACCGUGGAAGAGCAGGAGUGGAUCAGCCGGGAGCUGUUCCAGCCAGACAGCAAGGGGAGGACUAAACUCACCACGGACCUCAAGCUGUGGUGGGAUCCCCCUCAGCCCCGGCCGAGUUAUACUCAGCCACCCGCCUCACCAGCUGCCUUCUUCGCAUGUCGGCUGUUCCUCUGGACGCCCCUGCGUCUGUGGGGCGUCCGGCCGACAUGCUGCAACAAGGCCCUCACCAAGUGUGGGCUCUACAGGACCAUCCGGAGGGUCCUGGACAUCGACGGCUGGUACUUGAUGGCCACCGAGUACCUGGAGUGCUGUCGGUGUAAGAAGAAGGUAGCUGCCUGGUCGCAGGAGGUCGUGGGUCAGCUGGGAGAGGGGCAUCGCGCCCUGUUCCCAGCGAUCCUCACCUACAAGCUUGCCUGCGACCGGCGGGUCAUCAUACAGCUGCGUGAGCGUACUCGGGGGAACAGCCCCACGCAGCUGUACAACAAACUCUGUGAGGCACACACAGAGGCCUGGAUGCGGCGGUCCAUACACUACCUCAGCGUCAUGGAGCCCUUCGCGUCGCUAGGUGUCGUGCGCAGGUGCACCCCACCACCAAAUCUGUUACUGGUGUACUGCCACGACAUCCUCUCCCGCCUGGAGGACGUGAAGGCCCGGGUCACCUCCAUCUUUGGAAGCAUCCUGAAGAUGGAUUCAACCAAGAAGGUGACCCGGAAGCUCGCCGGUGCUGCCGCCCAGACCGCAGCGUGGGCAACCAACGUCGGCAACGAGCACGGACAGGUGCUUUUGUCCGUGCUCACGGACGCCGAGGGGGCCGGUCUGUUGUCCAUGGCUGCGGGGUUAAUGCGGCGGUACCGGGACGCUGGGGUGGAGCCGCCCUCAGCUCCUCUACGUCGACCGGGACUGUUGUUCGUCCCACGGGACAUCCAAGGCACCUGAGGUGUUCAAGGAGUGGG